AUGAUGGAGGUGACCAACAGUAACUCAACCAGCAACUCUUGCAUUCACAUCAGUACAACUACUCCUGAGAUUCGAAAGUCUCUCAUCACUGUGUCUAUCAUUUUUCACUUCCUGAUAUUUCUCCUUGGUGUGCUCGGGAAUGGACUGGUUAUCUGGGUGACUGGGCUAAAGAUGAAGAAAACAGUAAACACAGUUUGGUACCUCAACCUUGCUGUGGCCGACUUCAUCUUUGUAGCAUUUCUACCCCUCAAUGUAAUAAACCUUGCUUUAGACUUCCACUGGCCUUUUGGCAACUUCAUGUGCAAGCUCAACACCAUGGUACUUAUUCUGAACAUGUUUGCCAGUGUCUACAUUCUGGUGGUGAUUAGUGCAGACAGAUGUGUGUCUGUGGUGUGGCCUGUCUGGGCUCAGAACAACCGAAAUGUACGUAAGGCCUUGUUUGUGACUCUGGGUGUUUGGGGGGUGGCUUUGAUGAUCGGCUUUCCAUAUUCCAUCAUCAUGGACACAGAGCAAGCGUGUGAGAAUGAAAACAAAACUCUCUGCUUAAAUAGCUACGCUAUUUCUGAUGACUAUAAUGCAGAAUCUCCCAAUAUACUGCGACAAUUUCGUUAUCCACCGAUUAUCAUCGCCCGCUUCCUUGUGCUUUUUGCAGUCCCAUUCUCUAUCAUUGUCUCCUGUAAUGCUGUAAUAAUCCAUCAUCUCAGAAGAAACCACACACUGGCAAGGAAAUCAGGUCGCCCCUUUAAGAUCAUUGUUGCCAUUAUCAUCACAUUUUUUCUGUGCUGGUCUCCCAUUUAUAUUAUGGAUCUAAUUGUGCUGGCGAAAGAAAUGGACACUUCAAGUGGUGUCAUUGGGAUCCCUUUGGCCACCAAUUUGGCCUUUCUCAACAGCUGCCUAAAUCCACUGCUGUAUGUGUUUGUGGGCAAAGAUUUUAAGAAAGAAGUCUGCAAAUCCAUUCUAGCUGCAAUGGAGACUGCCUUCCAGGAAGAGGAGAAACGCUCUCAGAGUUAUACUAAGUCAGUUAGCACAAAUACAACUCAGCUUUGAAAACUGAUGUGUAAGGCU
Messenger RNA from Maylandia zebra (zebra mbuna), 1065 nucleotides. RefSeq names its product chemerin-like receptor 1. The record is from RefSeq and is a predicted model, not a curated record. NCBI's taxonomy places the organism in Eukaryota, Metazoa, Chordata, Actinopteri, Cichliformes, Cichlidae. Gene Ontology annotation, biological process: positive regulation of cytosolic calcium ion concentration; phospholipase C-activating G protein-coupled receptor signaling pathway; complement receptor mediated signaling pathway. Gene Ontology annotation, molecular function: complement receptor activity; G protein-coupled receptor activity. Gene Ontology annotation, cellular component: plasma membrane.